Molecule: messenger RNA, 3065 nt
Organism: Porites lobata
Lineage: Eukaryota; Metazoa; Cnidaria; Anthozoa; Scleractinia; Poritidae
Source: the annotation of a GenBank genome assembly
UACAACAACGACAGCUUCAUUGGAGUCAACAAAACUGUAAUUCUAUGCUCCAACUUUUCUCGUAACUACACCAAAAUAGUGAAAAAACCUGGAGACGAUCAAAGCGCAACUCAAGAACAAUCUCUGACAUUCACCGUCAUCACUUAUGUUGGGUUUUCGUUGUCAAUUAUCUCUCUUAUAUUUCUUUUGGUGACCUGUUUCCUGUUUGGGGAGUUGCGCACCUACCCUGGUAAAGCGGUGAUACAUCUGUCAUGCGCAAUGAUAGUCAUGCAGUCCGUAUACUUUGCAUCAGACCCGGAUGUUGUUUCCUCUACAGCCUGUGCUGUGCUGGGUGCCCUGCUGCAUUACUCCAUCCUUGCUGUUUUUCUCUGGAUGGGUGCAAUUGCUCAUAACACACAGAAAACCUUUUCAAAUCCAAGUAAGCUUUUUUGAUUAUGUUGUUGUUGUUGUUUACAUAUACUUUCAAACGGUGACUAAAUACUCGACUGGUAGCAAUUCUGUUGGAUUGACGCUGGGGGAAAGGAACGUUUACUAUAAUAGCCUCUGCAGGGGGCUCCGCCCAGGAGGAUUGUUUAGACCUUUUAACACAAUGAAGCUACAUAAAAGGAGCAGACAUUAUACGAGUUCAAGUAUUGUUCUCAGACGUACCAUUUUUCAAUUGAAGGUAUACUUAAGAGAGAUAUUAUAGGUUUCUAUGGAGGUGAAUUCACCACGGUACACGAUGGCUAUGGCUUUGCGGCACCGGUCGAGUCGAUCCAGAUGUGGGUCGUCUCCAUUUUCUUUCGGUUAUCAAUGAUCAAUGAAUAUUUUUGGAUUCGGAGCCCGGGGGAACUCCCGUAUAAAUGUGAAGGGGGUGCUCGUCGUCUCGCCUAGGGGUCUAACUUGGGGUGUUUAGGACGGAAAGUGGCUGUAUUUGCCCAUUCAGGUAUCGCUUAGGGCUGUGCAUUAAGAAAUUUACAAAAAUGCCGAGAUGUCUGUUUAAGUAUGGUCUCCUUUAGGGCUCAGUUUAAGUUUGAGCCACACCCACAUUGGUUUCCCUUAUAGGUUUAAUUUUAAUUUUCCGACGAGUAUCCUCGUCACUUUUAUAUGGGAGUUUUCCCCCGGGAUUCGAAGGGGAAAAAUCCACUAGCUCUCCCAACGACCAGUCUUUAAGAGCUUUGCUGCUAUAGAGCCCAAGAGGGAGAAGGUAGUGCUUUACGGGUGUGACUGACGUCUCCUUCUUUGUGUGUAGAUGCGAAUCCAACUAAUCCUCUGGUGAUAGCUCAGCAGAAGAGGUGGUACAUUGGCUACAGUGUGAUUUGUUGGGGACUUCCUAUUGUGGCUGUUGGAGUUUGCAUGGCUUUGCAAUUGACUGACACCGGAAAUGUUGGUUAUGGUGAGUUAACGGCAUACCGCAUGUUGUCUUAGGGAGAGAGAAGUUGCAUGAAAUUGGAAAAGGUGGCUGCACCCCUUACCGCACCCUGCGAGAAGGAGCUUCCUUUUGUCUUCUUCUUGAUUGAGAAGGAGAAAAUGAUGCUGUUCCUGAAUAGUGUCAAGCCUUUGACGUCGCCGCAGCCCAAACCUCUGGACUAGUCAAUCUUGUUUUUUGUUUUUUUUUCUCUCCUCAAACUAGCUUUCUAGUGCAAGAAUCGAUAUAUUGAUAACUGAGCCUCAUGCACCAAGCACACGGCUAUUAGGCCUGAGUUAUAAACUGUAUCCUAACAACUUGCAGUACAUGCUCAACAAAGAUCUUACUCGAUUCAUCAAUGCAGAGUAUUUUUCGAGUAGCGCCAAUUCGAACAAGCGAAAGAAGGGCUCUGCUAGCAGGGUGGCCGAACCGGUAAAGUUGCCCAAAUUAGCCGAGCAUUUUGUGAUCUUUUGUGAACAAACCAAAGAAUUUUGUCACACCCUCGCUGAAGCAAUUUUUCACGCUCUUUCUUUGCUAUCUCUGCAAUUAAGAGUUCACUAGACCAUACUGCUGCAGCCAGUAACCUUAGCAGCCCAUGAACACUCUCAUUACAUACUUCUCUCACAUAUUGCAGGUUCAGAUGUCAACAAAGAUGGAUGUCAGCUGUCUCUGCCUGCUCGCAUUUACGCCAUUGCCAUCCCUGUGUCGUCGCUGCUUCUGUUUAACAUUGUGGCUUUGAUUCGCACAACUUUUGCUAUCAAGCACCACGGACAAGUACGAUCUUGUUUUUAGUCUCCAAACGUUAGUCAUAAAAUAUAUUCUUCUCUUGGCGAGUUUUUGGAAGCGGGAAUGGGAAGGGUGACCCUAGUUAUCCCCCUAGCCUCAUAUAACCUGUAUCUGAGAUCAAUUCCCGAUCAAAUACUAAUCCACUUAUGUUAUAUAAAUGCUGACAACACAUGUCAAACAACCACGGAGACAGUCUAAAUAAUACAUUGUGACGAAAAUCUAUAAAAGACAACGAUUUUUUUGGGGGAAGAAAAGCCCAUUUUAAUGACCAUAAGGGCACUCCUUUUUUUGAUUAGCCUGGAAUGCAUUUCCUGAUUUUGGUUUGGUUAGUUUUGGAAUAGGAGGCCCGGUCGGCCCGUUGGGGGUACCCCCCUACAGGGCUCCGCCCAAAACAGGGCACCAUUCUCACGCUUCAGAUAUUUGAAAGCGAAGGAAUAUCACUAGGAGUAGGGAAAGGGUAUGGAAAUCCGUCAUUUCGGUCUGUGAAAAGGCCGAGAUUAAAGGGCUAACAGGUGGAUUUUAUGACUGAAAAGUCGAGAAAACAUUCCGUGGCUUUGUGAUUUAUUCCAAUUUUAAAGACAGUGCAUUUACAGCAUUUAGAUAGCGUUUGUGAUUUAAGUAGUGAAUUCGAAAUUUUAAGGCUAUUGUAGGACGGUAACUUUAAAUAUUUCCACCGCGCUAACACACACACACAAAAAUCAUUUCCUUAUUUCAGGGCAAUACUGCGGCUGUAACUCAAAGAAACCUGCCAAUCAUUGUACUGAAAUUGACAGUUCUCACGGGAAUCACAUGGCUUCUGGGAUUUGCAUUGGCUUUCUAUCCAACGCCGUAUUUGGAAUAUCCCUACGUCGUCAUAAACAGCUUCCAAGGUGAGUAUGGUAUUAAAGGAGUG